Molecule: messenger RNA, 735 nt
Organism: Metarhizium album ARSEF 1941
Lineage: Eukaryota; Fungi; Ascomycota; Sordariomycetes; Hypocreales; Clavicipitaceae
Exons: 3
Coding region: 1-735 (244 amino acids)
Source: RefSeq, a predicted model, not a curated record
AUGCAGGCGAAUGACGCAGAGAGAGGGCCAGGCUUCAACGAUGACAGACAAAUGUUUCCUAUCCGCUUGUUCCUACGAUGGAUAUUCGGCUACGGCGAUAAAAACGAAGAAUGCCCGUCAACUUGUAGAGUUGCGCCGUGGCCGAGCGUACAGCCCACAACGUCAUUUUGCAAGCCAGAGUAUUCCUUGAAGCGCAUACGAUUCAUGAGCAUCGACAUCGACGAGCUAGUGAAGAAAAAUGGCGUCGUGCAGAGCUUCCACAUUGGUGUGUCGACUUUGGACAUGCAGACGUUGCAACAGAUGGUGUCUUGUGGCCGAAAUUCCACUGACGUCGAGGGACAAGUGGAACAACUCAUCAAAUCACAUCACUGGAUCGUUGAAGACGCCGAAUAUUAUCUUCGCGGAAGGGGCAAUGUCUUCUUCUUCAACAAGCCCACUCGCAUGGCCGCAGCGCCUCCUGACCGCGCUGGAAUCUCUCGGCACGUCACCGCCGUGAACCGUCUGCCGCUUGAUGGAAGAUCCAGAAAACUGGCGUUCGGCUUGUGCAAUUGUCGGCGUUGCUACAGCCGCAAUUUGGCAGUUUGGAACAACGGUCAAGUGGUCAGCGAUCCAGGCGACGUGGUCAUCCAGCCUCACGCAGCUCGUAUCAAAGCCACUGAUGUGAAGAAAGUCGCCGGCACCAUGAGGGUGCUUAAGAACUUGCAAGUAAAGAUCCAUGAUCUCAAAGCUUCCUGA